Molecule: messenger RNA, 3548 nt
Organism: Salvia miltiorrhiza (redroot sage)
Lineage: Eukaryota; Viridiplantae; Streptophyta; Magnoliopsida; Lamiales; Lamiaceae
Product: putative late blight resistance protein homolog R1A-10
Exons: 2
Coding region: 122-2695 (857 amino acids)
Biological process (GO): defense response to other organism
Molecular function (GO): ADP binding
Source: RefSeq, a predicted model, not a curated record
GGAACGGCUGUAACUCUUCGUUAUAUGGCAAGACUUUAAGAAUUCAGAAUUACAUUCUCAUUUUUACUCACACUGCUCUCACAUUUGCUUUCCUCUGCAACUCCAAAGAAAUAAUACAACCAUGGCAGCUUAUGCAGCUCUGGUUUCUGUUAUGCAUAUCAUAGAUAACCUUCAGCUUCAUCCUCGCCCUCCUAUUUCUCUCCACAUUAAACAACUUCACUCUCUCAUUCAAAAGAUUAAUUUCCUGCUCGAAUUUCUCCAAGGCUAUAACCCUCAUCUUGGCUACACCGCAGAAGCAGAUCCCUUAGAGAGUCGCAUUGCAGAUGCAGCUCAUGCGGCUGAAGACGUGAUUGAGUCUCACAUUGUGGAUCAGAUCACAAGUGAUGGGAAAAAGAUGAGCUCCGAUGCCUUGUAUGAAGCUCUAGAGAAGGUGAUGGAGGAUAUGGGUUUGAUCGAAAAGGAGGCCAUGGAAAUCAAAGAGACUGUGGGAGUCCAACAUCAGCUGCACAGAAAAUCAACUCCUCUUGCAGAUUCGUUGAGAUCUUCUUCGAUUGGGAAGAAGAAGAAGAGUAGGAUGGUGGGUGUUGAUGAUGUCUUGUAUAAUUUGAAGGAUAAGCUCACUUCUCAUAGCAAAGAUCUACAAAUCAUUCCCAUUGUAGGGAUGGGUGGCUUAGGUAAGACUACUCUUGCUUUAAAUCUUUAUCAAGAUCGUCUCAUUAGGCACCAUUUCAAUAUCUGUGUUUGGGCUACAAUCUCCCAAGAAUAUACCAUUACAGGAAUUUUGGCACAACUUCUUCUUCAACUAAUUGAUGAAGAAAUUGGUCAAGAUUUGAGUGCCAGUGUAUUAGGAAAUAAGUUGUAUCAACAUCUGUAUUCUAGAAGAUUCCUAAUUGUGUUGGAUGAUAUGUGGAGCAUUGAUGCAUGGGAUGGAAUUAGGAAUUAUUUCCCAAAUAACAAAAAUAGUAGCAGAAUAGUGGUAACAACUAGGCUAUCAAAUUUGGCGGUUAUAUUAACAGACUCUAAUGGCCUUGAGAUGAAACUUUUGAAUGAGGAUCAUAGUUGGGAACUACUCUCCAAAACUGUGUUUGGAGAAGAUGUUUGCCCACUUGAACUAGAGGAAAUUGGGAUGAAAAUAGGAAAAAGUUGCGAAGGACUUCCAUUGUCUAUUGUUGUGGUUGGAGGACUUUUGGCCAAGUCCAAACGUACAAGAGAAUUCUGGGAAUACAUAGAUGAAAACAUAAAUUCAAUAUUGAAUUUAGAGGAUGACAAACGUUGCUUAAAGAUAUUACACAUGAGUUAUAAGCAAUUGCCAGUUUAUUUGAAACCGUGCUUUCUCUAUAUGGGAGUUUUUCGCGAAGAUGAGGAGAUCAAUAUCUCAAAGCUCAUUAAAUCAUGGGUUAGUGAAGGAUUUCUAAAAGCAGUAAGUGGGAAAAGCUUGGAAGAGAUAGCAAUAGAGUAUUUAAAAGAGCUUAUUGAUAGAAAUUUGGUCUUGAGUCAUGAGUUGGGUAGUAUUGGAAACAUAAAAAAUUGCAAAAUUCAUGACUUGUUGAGGGGUUUGUGCUUGAGAGAAGCUGCUAAGGAAAGGUUUUACAUUGUCGACACAAGACCAAUGUCUAAUCCUCAAAGGAAACGACACAUUGUUAAAUUUAGUACGACAUCAGAGAAUGAAGCCAUAAACUCGUUUUCGUAUGUUCGUUCUUUGAUAUGGAUUUCUGAAGACGAAGAAAUACCACUGCCCAGUUUUAGGUUGCUAAGGGUAUUGGACUCGCCUGAUUAUAGAUCCUCAGAUUUCAAGGAAAACAUUUAUCAGUUAGUUAACUCACGCUUCCUUGCUUUCUCAACCUACAGAUUCUAUUUUUCAAUAUGGCCAUUUUGGAAUCUACAAACAUUAAUUUGUGGGUAUCACAUGAUGGGUGACGUUACAAUACCAACUGAUAUUUGGUGCAUGCCUCACAUUAGGCAUGUUCAAUUACCAGGGAUCAAUCUCCCGGAUCCUCCCAACGGCCAAGAUGACAUUGUUUUGGGAAAUUUGCAAACAUUGGGUGUAAUAAAUCAUUUCAAGUGUAACCAACAAAUGGUUAAGAGGAUUCCAAACAUCAAAAAGUUGAAAAUACGUCAUCGUGAUGACAAUUAUUGUCUAAGCAAUUUAGACUAUCUGGAAAAACUUGAAUGCUUGAGCUGUUCUUUUUUUCAAGAGAUUGUAGGGAUGAAUCAGAUUAACUUUCCACACUCGCUCAAGAAGUUGUUUCUAGAGACUAAUGAAUCCCAAUGUUGGGAAGACAUAUUAGAUAAGAUAGGUGUGUUGCCCCUUCUUCAGAAGCUCACACUCUAUGGCGGGAGCUUCAGACAAGGGCAAUGGGAAACAGCUGAAGGCCAAUUCCGCAGUCUCAGAUUCUUGGGUCUUUGUAAAUGUGUGGGUCUACAAGUUUGGACAAUAGAAAGCUCUCACUUUCCAUGCCUUGACAACCUUCUUAUUAGAGGUUUGGAGGAGCUGGAGGAGAUCCCUAUAGAUUUUGCGCAAGUAUCCGCACUUAGAGUAAUUGAUGUGCAAUGGUGCAGCGAAGCUGUUGUGGUUUCUGCAAAAAGAAUAUUAGAGGAACAAGAGGAAUUAUACGGGGAAGAAGAAGCCCUUCAAGUCAGAGUUGAGCCUCUCAAUCAUCAAUGGCAAAGCGCUGGAGAGCAUGGCGAGCCCUAAUUUUCGUUUUACAAACUAAGGUAGUGCAAGAGCAUGCACAUAGGUGGUGCUCCUAUUUUCUUAUGAAUUCUCCUUCUUCGAAGCUGUGGGUUAUUUGACGAUGGCCACUUAUAUCCAUACUCGAUUUCUUGGAUGUUGCUUUUCAUUAGUAUUUUAUUAUAAAAUCCGUGUAUGUAUUAUGUUGUGAUAAGUAAAGAAUAAGAUAAGCUAGAAAAACAUGUGAAGAAUGAUAAGUUGAAAUGUGCAGUCUUUCACAUUGUCUAUAUGUUGAUGCUUUAUGUUGAAGGUGUAUAAGGAGGCUCGCCACACCAUUAACAUUCAGCAGCGCCUGAAAAGUGGAAAAUUGGAGCUGGAUUCAUUGUAUUGCUGGCAUGCCUUGAGCAAGAUAUUGGCCCAGUCUUCCUCUUCACAGAUUCGCUCUUGGCUAUUCACGUUCUCCAUCAUGGUCGUUGAUUUCUAUCAUGCUCGGGGUUUCCGUCGUGGCUUCAAGAUUUUGUAAACUCUGAUUAUUUCUCCGAGUGUUGCUGGGGCUUCCGCGUGGAAAUGGUGCUCCAGAUGUACUUGCCAGUAUUGCAGCCUUCGUAGGGACGAGAGCUGCAGAAUAGUGCGACGGACGAUAUGAGGAAGCUUGGGCGCUGGCUUUGGGUUUUUCAAUUUGGGGAUGAAUGAGUUUCUUAUCAAAUUAAAAAAUAUAUUUUUAUUUACCUGAGUUUGCUGGGAAUCCAAACUAACAACGACAAUAUGGAUAUGGUGUGAAACCACAUGACAUACCGACAGCUUUAUGGUUUUGCAUUUUUUAUUUCUCAAAUUUUCCUUAUUUCCAUUGAUUAAAGAUUUACAUAUUCUCUUCUAA